Messenger RNA from Rotaria socialis, 2061 nucleotides. Lineage: Eukaryota; Metazoa; Rotifera; Eurotatoria; Philodinida; Philodinidae. The record is from the annotation of a GenBank genome assembly.
AUGUUCUUGAUAAAUAUAAUUUUCUCGUUCUUAUUGAUAUGUUCAUUAUGCUCAGCAAAUCGUUGGUAUCGCAUGUUUAAUGCUAAUCAUGAUGAUUCAUGUAUUGAUCGUCAUAAACGUUUCCAGCGAUGUAUACCUGAUUUUAUUAAUGCUGCUUAUCAAAAACCUAUAUAUGUCUCAUCGACGUGUGGGAACUCGCCGAAAGAAUUCUGCAGCAUAUCACAAUUAAAUAAUAAUCAAGAAAUUGAUUAUUUAACUGAUAUAAAUAAUCCAAAUAAUUUAACAUGUUGGCAAUCCGAUUUAAUUAAGCAGAGUGAUAAUGUUUCAUUAGUAUUAUCGUUGAAGAAAAAAUUUGAAUUAACAUAUAUUAGUUUACAAUUUUGUUCACAAGGUAAACCAGAUUCGAUGGCAAUUUUUAAGAGUAUGGAUAUGGGUUUAACAUGGAUACCAUUACAAUAUUAUUCAAAUAAUUGUGAAGAAACUUUUAAUAAAAGUUCUAAUGGAAUAAUAACUCGUUCCAAUGAACAAGAAGCUUUAUGUAUUGAUACAAAAUCCCAAUUAUCAAGUAUGAGUGAAUCACGUAUUGCAUUUAGUACACUUGAAGGACGUCCAUCUGCGUAUGAAUUCGAUACAAGUCCUGUCUUACAAGAUUGGGUUACAGCAACAGAUAUCAGAAUUGUUUUGCUAUCAUCGAAUCUCGAACCAAAUUCAUAUUCUGUAGCUGAUUUAGCUGUCGGAGGAAGAUGUAAAUGUAAUGGACAUGCAUCAAAAUGUAUUGCAAACAGUGAUGGUCGCUUAGUAUGUGAUUGUAAACAUAAUACGGCUGGUGAUGAAUGUGAGCGUUGUAAAGAUUUUCAUUACGAUCGUCCAUGGGCUCGUGCAACACAACGUGAUGCAAAUGAAUGUGUCGUUUGUAAUUGCAAUAAACAUGCAACAAAAUGUCGUUUUAAUUUGGAACUCUACAAAAUGAGUGGACAUAAAUCAGGUGGCGUUUGUAUCGAUUGUCAACAUAAUACGGCUGGCCGAUCAUGUCAAUAUUGCCGAGAAAGUUUUACACGUGACUUAACUCAACCAAUGACAAGUGUAAAUGCUUGUCAAGCAUGCACUUGUAACAAUCAUUCUCAACAAUGUCGUUUCAAUAAAGAACUUUAUCUUCUUUCGGGUCGAAAAUCAGGUGGAAUUUGUAUACAAUGCAAACAUAAUACAGUUGGUCGUCAUUGUAGCUAUUGCAAAGAAACAUUCUACCGUGAUCCAGAUUUACGAAUAACACACCCACAAAUCUGUAAAGCAUGUAAUUGCCAUCCGGUGGGUUCACGUGGUAAAGUAUGUAAUCAAACAACUGGACAAUGCCCAUGCAAAGAAGGUGUCUCUGGCUUGAGAUGUGAUCGAUGUAUGAAAGGUUAUCAACAAACGAAAUCACCUAUUGCACCAUGUAUUAAAAAAAUCGAAUUAUCAUCAUCAAAUUCCUAUAGUAUAUAUAAUCGAAAUGAAAAUGUAUAUCGUUAUCAUGAACAAGAUGCUAAUAACGAUGGUGAUAAUGAUGAUGAUGAUGAUGAUGAUGAUGAUGUUGUUGUUUAUACUACUUCAACCGAAAGGACAACAACAACUACAGCAACCACAAGUACGACAACUAUAAGUUCAAUAUUAACAGAAUAUAAUCCAUCAAUUGAUAUGGAACAAUAUUGUGGUGCAUGUCGUUACUAUAGUCGUCGUUUACACGUUAAAAAAUAUUGUAAACGAGAUUACACAAUUCAUGCACGUGUAACUAAUCGACAUGAUGCUGGUCAAUGGAUAUCUUAUUUGUUAACAAUAGUUCGAGUUUAUAAAGAUCGUCUUAACCGUAUUCAAGAAAGUGAGCAAUGGAUAUGGGUAUCACGUAAAGAUGUUCAAUGUGGAUGUCCACGUUUAAAACUUGACAAACAAUAUUUAUUAAUGGGCUUUUAUGAUCAAAUGCAAACAUCGUUAAGUCUUGAUCGUACAUCGGUUGUGAUUGAAUGGAGACCACGCAUGGAACAGCGUAUGAAUCUUUUUCGAAAAUAUGAAUUGAAUAAAAAAUGUUAG